This is a messenger RNA of Meleagris gallopavo (turkey), 1481 nucleotides long. The record is from RefSeq and is a predicted model, not a curated record. Lineage: Eukaryota; Metazoa; Chordata; Aves; Galliformes; Phasianidae.
CCCCAUCGACGCCGCCGCCCCUCGUAGCCCCGCGGCGAUGCUGCUCUGCCCCGAUCCGACCGUCCGGCGGCCGCCCAAGCGGGCGUUUGCUCCUCUCCUCCUGCUGCUGGCAGAGCUGGGCUGCACCUCCCCACCCACGUACCAGUGGAGAGAUGCUGCGACCAAGGAGAAGGUCACCUGCCAGCAGUGCCCGCCGGGGACAUUCGUGGCACAGCACUGCACCAGGGACAGCCCGACGUUGUGCUCGCCCUGCCCCGACCUGCACUACACGCACUACUGGAACUACCUGGAGAAAUGCCUCUACUGCAACGUCAUCUGCGGGGAGCGGCAGGUGGAGGUGCAGCAGUGCAAUGCCACCCACAACAGAGCGUGUCAGUGCCAGGAGGGCUUCCAUGCCGAGUUGGAGUUCUGUGUGCAGCACUCUGUCUGCCCGCCAGGCUCCGGAGUCGUGAAGUUGGGUUCCCCCUUUGAGAACACGCAGUGCCACGUCUGCCCGCGGGGCUCCUUCUCCUCUUCCAGCUCCAGCACUGAGCCGUGCCGGCAGCACCAGAACUGCACGCAGCUGGGGAAGGAGACCAAUGUGCCAGGAAACCAAUACCACGACACCCUGUGCACCUCCUGCAGGAUGGGUGGGAGCAACAGCACGCAGGUACCAGCUCCAGAGGACGAGGAUUGCGAGCAAGCUUUGAUCGACUUUGUGGCAUACCAAAACAUCCCCCUGCGGAAACUGAAGCGCCUGCAGCAGAUCCUGGAACGCACACCCAGAAAGCAGGCCCAGGAGACCAAGGCAGUGGCUCAGGAGAAGCUGCGGGCUGUGCUCACACACCGCAAGCAGGAGAACUCAGCCGUCAUCACGGAGCUGCUGGCUGCGCUCCGGGCCACCAAGCUGACCUCCAUAGAGAAGAAGGUGCGGGAGCGUUUUCUCUCGUAGUGGGAACACAGAAUGGACUUUUAGGGUUGCUUUUUUUUUUUUUAAACCAUGGUUCCAUUAAUUUAUUAAUGUUUCAAAAACGAACUGGAAAGGCAGCGUGGAUGAGUGCUGCGUUGUGCCGUGCGUUGGGUGCUCCUCCAGUGUGCCAGGAGCAUCUGCAAUCCGUCAGCAAAGAACCUCCAGCAGCUCACUGCAGGCUUGAGCCUGGCUUAGUUCUGAGCUCUGUGAGUUUGGGUUUGGGCUGUCAUUGUGUAGCUGGGUUGAUGAGGCCCUUGGAGACAUGGGUGUGGGGUGGUGAUGGGUCAACAGUUGGACUGGAUGGUCUUGGAGGUCUUUUCCAACCUUAGUGAUGAUGUGAUUCUGGGAUUCGUUUGCUCUUGGCACACUGAGAAAGGAGUGGACUGCCUGAGAUAGGCUGUGGGGAAGAUGUCCCUAAAGUUUCCCAGGAAGAGGUUCUGCUGGCUUUCAAUUCAUUUUUGAGCUACCUGAUUUUAUACCAUGUGAGAUGUUUUCUAAAGAAAGAAACCCAAGAAGUUAUUUUAUUACACGA